Messenger RNA from Apodemus sylvaticus (European woodmouse), 2359 nucleotides. It is a transcript of the gene Ankrd10, whose product is annotated as ankyrin repeat domain 10. The record is from RefSeq and is a predicted model, not a curated record. Lineage: Eukaryota; Metazoa; Chordata; Mammalia; Rodentia; Muridae. The transcript is spliced from 6 exons. Gene Ontology annotation, molecular function: protein binding. Bases 151 to 1398 code for a protein of 415 amino acids.
AGGUCCCGCCCUCAGUGCUCGCCGCGCUCGGAGGCGGGUGAGACGCGGCAGCAGCUCGCCUGUCCUUUGUGUUCGAGUGGCGGCUGACUCGCAGGCCUUCGCCGACACAUCUCUCUUGUAGAUCAGUCGCGUGCUUUCCAGCGACCCAUCAUGUCGGCGGGAGCGGGCGCGGGCGUGGAGGCAGGCUUCUCCAGCGAGGAGCUGCUGUCGCUCCGCUUCCCGCUGCACCGCGCCUGCCGCGACGGGGACCUGGUCGCGCUCUGUUCGCUGCUGCCGCACACUCCGCGCGCUCACCUGGCCGCUGAGGACUCCUUCUACGGCUGGACGCCCGUGCACUGGGCCGCGCACUUCGGCAAGUUGGAGUGCUUAAUCCAGUUGGUAAGAGCAGGAGCCUCACUGAAUGUGUCCACCACCCGCUAUGCCCAGACCCCAGCCCACAUUGCUGCUUUUGGAGGACAUCCUCAGUGUCUGGUCUGGCUGAUUCAAGCUGGGGCCAACAUUAACAAACCGGACUGUGAGGGGGAAACUCCCAUUCACAAGGCCGCCCGCUCAGGGAGCCUCGAGUGCAUCAGUGCCCUGGUGGGGAACGGGGCUCACACCGACCUGAGAAAUGCCAGUGGCCUGACGGCAGCAGACAUUGCACAAACCCAGGGUUUCCAAGAGUGCACCCAGUUUCUCUUGAGCCUCCAGCACCAUCCACUGAGCCCUUUCCGUCCUAAUGGCGCCCUGAGUGGAGCUCAUGAGCACGUACAUCCCAGUCCCAUUAGCCUGGGAACGAAUCGAAAGAGAUGCUUGGAAGACUCAGGAUCGGUGGGAGUGAAGAAAGCUAGAACCAGAGUUCCAAGUCUGGAUCACACCAUGCCUUUAGCAAAUGGUGAGGCUGAAGACGACGCCGACGGAAUGCAUGUGGACCGAGAGUUUGCUGCUGUAUCAGAUAUGAAAAACAGUAGCUCCGUGUUGAAUACAUUGACAAAUGGAAGUGUCAUCAAUGGACAUUUGGACUUCCCCUGCGCGACCCAGCUCAAUGGGAUGGAGAGCAGGAGUCACCCGUGCUUAACAGGAUCUAAUGGAGUUAGCAAUGGACAGCCCUUUUCCAGUGGCCAGGGUUCUGUCUGUGCUAAUGGGACUGAGGAGCCAGAAAAGACCAUGGGCAUUAACCCCGAGAUGUGUGGAUCUCUCCAUCUGAACGGGAGCCCAAGUAGCUGUGUGGCCAGCAGGCCAUCCUGGGUGGGAGACAUAGGGGAGAGCCUGCACUACGGACACUACCAUGGGUUUGGGGACACCGCUGAGAGCAUCCCUGAGCUGAGCAGUGUGCUGGAGCACUCGAGCUGCGUCCAGGUGGAACAGCGCUACGAUAGUGCUGUCCUGGGUGCCAUGCAGCUGCACCAUGGCUCCUGAGUCCAGGGUGGCCUCUUCCUCUGCAGUACCAGCCUGAGAAAGCUGCAUAGCCUGUGCUGUAGGUGCCUCAGCUUUCUGAGAGAGUCCUUGGAUUCAUUCACAUAGCUCCCCGGGAGUGCUGCUUUGUGCAUAGACAUUUCUCAUAGAGUGGCAGGCCUCCUGCAAGGUGUACUUUGGAGGGUUCUCUUGUUUGACACCAGCCUCUCUUUUUUUUUUCCCUCCCAUACGGCACGAGACAUUGCCACCUUUUUGUGAAUCGUCUUUGAUCAGGACAGUUUGGGCAUCAUUUCCGCUCACCGAUACUGUUUGCUGUAGCACUCCUGAUAACACAGCUACUCCCUGUCUGCGCAAGGACCCUCACAGCAGCAUCGAGCAGCGACCCCGGGAAGGGGACUGUCCUUUGUGUCUUCACUGAAACUGCUGCAGGUGCGCUCAGUGGUCAGGGGUGUAGUAAUCCCCUUCCCUCUCUGUGUAGACUGCUGCCUGGGGUUCCUUAGCAACAGCCUUUGCCCAGGAUGUACUAGGUUUGUUGUUUUUACUCCACAUUUAUACUUGACCUCUAGACUUUUUUACCACAGACAAUGGCUUUCUUUAUAUACAGUGGAUGUUGCUGUUUGUAGGAACUGUCGGGUCAGAAUAUUUUACUAUGGUGACCUAUUUUUUUUUGUUACUGUUUUUUGAGGUUUUCUGCUUAAAUAUAUGCACCUCUAUAUAUUCAGUUAACUGAGAGAACUUUGGGUUUCUCUUAUUAAGGCUGCAUUCAAUUCAUGGUUUUAUAGAAAUUAGCUUUUGUUUAGGCAACUAGUGGUUAUACUGCAAAUACCCAGUGACUUCUGAUUUUGUAAUGAACAUCAGUGCAGAUGAACUGUGAGAUAACAAAGCCAGUGUUUUAAGACUGUAGUAGCAUUUUGUUUUCAAGCUGUUCUUUACAAGUUGAAUAAAAAAGAAAGCUCGCUGCUGA